AUGAUUCACAGCCUCUUCCUGAUCAACUCUUCUGGGGACAUCUUCCUUGAGAAACACUGGAAAAGUGUGGUUAGCCGCUCGGUUUGUGACUACUUCUUUGAGGCACAGGAAAGAGCCUCAGAGGCAGAAAAUGUGCCCCCCGUGAUCCCCACCCCUCACCACUAUCUCUUGAGUGUCUAUCGGCACAAGAUCUUCUUUGUGGCAGUGAUCCAGACAGAGGUACCCCCGCUUUUUGUCAUUGAAUUUCUUCAUCGGGUUGUGGAUACUUUUCAGGUACGUAAAAUGGCAACGAGGACUAGAAACUGGUGUAGGAUUCUGUGUUUUGUCACAGGGCAACUCUUGAUUAGGAACAUAUGAAGCUGCCUUAUACAGAGUCAGACCACUGCUCCAUCUAGUUUUCCAUGGUCUACACUGCCGGGGCCCUCCAGAUGGUGGACUGUUUGUUUAUUUGUUUGUUUGAUAGGUUGUUAUUUAUUUGUUAAGCUUUCAGACCGCUUUUCAGGAGAUGUUUGCAGCUCAUGCAGUCUUUUGCCAUUGGGCAUGGUGACUGGGGAGGAUGGAAGUUUGAGUCCAUCGACAUCUGGAGGGCCACAGGUUGCCUGCCACCAGUCCCACUGACUGGCAGCAGCUCUAAAGGGCUUCUGGAAGGAGUCUUUUGCCACCCCACCUGGAGAUGCGUUCAGAGCAGGUGCUCCACCACUGAAGAACCACCCUUCUUUCGGGCUCUUGGCCAUGCAGACUCCUAGACCCCCAUUUAAAGGCCACCUCAGAGAUGCUCCAGUUGUCUUUCCUAAUUGUUUACCCUUCCUUACAGAAAAAUGGCUUUCGCCUCCUUUCUUACUUUGGGCAUGCUCAGACUGCACACCCACCACAAUUUUCUAACUACCUGUCAGCACAUGAGAACCAGUGAUGGAAUCUGAGUUGUAAUCUGAUGAGCUGAGCAUCAGGGAUGCUUCUCUGCACUUCUUCAUUAUUUAUGUGCCUCAUUUUCUCCUCCUCCAGUUACCACUGUAGCUUCCUGGUGACUGUAAGAAAAGGGUCGGGGAAGACGGAGAAGGAGAGUCCACCCUCCCAAAUUUGGGAAACUCCAAACCAACUUGGGUCACAAUCCAGGGUGAUUUUCUGAAAUGAACAGGGCCAGAUGCUUCCUUACUUCUAAUAGUUUUAUACUUUAAUUCUUCCAAGUAACUUGUGGUGACAAGCAUGGGUCUCUCCCCCCCUGCCCCCCCCACAAAAUAUUCCCACUUUAUCCUCACAAGACCCCUGUAGGAGUAAGGUCAGUAAAUAGUCACUGGCCCCAAGGUGCCUUGUGAGCCUCAUGGCUGGGUGACAUUGAAACGCUUGUCUCCUUGGCCCUAUUCCAGCAUUCUCACCACAAUUACAGAGUGCUCUGGUUCACUUCCAGGUGGACCAGCAUUGUUCUCCAAUUAUUUUACUUUACUGUGUUUUUUUAAUACUAAAAUGCUGUUCUUCAUUUAUACAUUUUAUAAAUCUCAAAGUGGUUCACAGUAUACAUAAAACCAAUAAAUAGCACCAGUUAAAACAUCAACAAGCCAUAUACAGUACUUUUCAACAGCAGCAGCAACCAAGAGAGCAAAAUUCUGUCUGAAUUCCAGUUGCUGGAACCACAGUGAGUGAGACUGCUCUUGUGCUCGAGUGCUGCUUUUGGGUUUCCCACAGACCUCUGGUUGGCCACAGGUUGUUGGACUAGAUGGGCUGCCUGAUCCAGCAGGUUCUUAAAAUGUUCUUAAAGGAGUUCUAUACCAAUAGUCAAGGAAUCCCAGAAAGGUCUUCAGUUGUCUGCAAAAGGCCUCCAUUGUCUAUGCUCACCUGGUCUCUAUAGGGAGCUUGUUCCACAAAAUGGGCUCCCCAAUGGAAAAGGCCCUCCUUUGAACCCAUGCCAAAUGGACUUUGGUAUGGGUAGCAGUGCCCCCCCCCAUAGAUUGCAGUCACCUGCAUGGACUGUGGAUGGAAAAGGCUGACCUAACCUGGUCCCAAGCGGUCCCAUUCGUUCCUUGUGAUCUUGUCAAGAGAACAUCUCCCAGGAUUGUAUCCCAUAGGCCAGGACUCUCCAUCUCUCACUCUGCUGCUCCCAGUGAUACCUCAAAACUCCUGCUUGAAGUGGCUUCCUCACCUUGCUACACAGGAAAACCACCUCUGGCUUUUCUUUUCAUGGGGAAUAAGCGGAGCUCUCCCUCUUUGGCCUGUUUCAGCAGACACCCUGAGGAGGCUUGUUAACCUUGUUUCCACACACAGGAUUAUUUUGGAGUCUGCUCUGAGAUUGUCAUCAAGGACAAUGUCGUGGUGGUCUAUGAGGUGCUGGAGGAGAUGCUGGACAAUGGAUUCCCAUUGGCUACUGAGUCCAACAUUCUGAAGGAGCUGAUCAAGCCCCCAACCAUCCUACGGACAGUUGUCAACACCAUUACAGGUCUGUGAUUUUGUGUAUGUGUGUGUGUGUUGUCUCCAAAUAACCUAUUUAUUGAGCGUUCACACUGAUUUGUUCGCAGGGAGAUUGGAUGGCGUUAACUGAUGAGCACGCAUUCUCAUUUGUUGGUGGGGUGGUUAGAUGAUGAUGCAGUGCAGCGAGAGUUAUCUCACACUUUUCACUGGAUUUUCCCAUCCCUGGUAGUGGGCGAGGGCUGAGCCUUAACAGGUGAACUAGUGGAGAACUGGUGUAAGAGCUUUAAAGUAAAAAGGUUUCACAGCUGCAUUUUGCAACUGGAAGUUUGUCCCCACUGAGACAAGUAGGAUUUGCUUACAAGUAAAUUUUAUGCAGGGUUGCAUCAGUGAGAGAUGCAUUUGAUGAGAGAUGCAUCAGACUCUGGUGGUGUUCAUAACUUCCUGAAGAAUCUUCACUGCAUGUGCUAGAUGGAUCCCAUGACUUACUGUUUUCACUGGGAAAGCACGUGUGGCAUUGUGGACCUCCUCUUGACAAAGAGCACAGCCAGGUUUAUCCUCCUGAACAGCUGGAAUGAAUGGAAGAGGUAGCUCUUUCAGCUCAGUUCAGAUGAUGUCAAGAAGACUAUCACGAACAUGUUUGACAACUGAAUGGUUCUGAGACACUAUUCUGCAUGUAGACAACCUGACAACUGACCCAUAUUCAGUUCAACAACUGUUCUCCAUAUUUGGCUUUGACCGCUUUCUACUUCUAAUUUUUGUCAAUAGGUUUUCUCACACUGCAAUACAGGUCAGUGAGCUGAUUGUCUGCACUGAAGGCAGGGAACCUAUGGCUCUCUAGAUAACAUUGGGCUCCAACUCUUAUCAGCCUCAGCUCACAUGGUCUGUGGUCAGGAAUGAGGAGAUUUGGAGCCUUAACAACAUCUAGAGGGCUUCCCAUUCCUGGUUUGCAUGCAGAUUGUAUACCCCCACAGCUCCUACCUUCACAUAGUCUCAUUUGGUCAUCAGUGGCUGUGUUUGGAUGAUCAAAUCUUGGCUUAAUAUGCCAAGUUAUGAGCCAGCGUUGCUCCUCCACAUGCAGCUACUUUGCUGUUCCCUUCAUAGGAUGGGGAAAUGAGCCAGGAAGCCACAGUUUAAAAAUAGCUUCUCAUUAUGUACCAACCAGGAAACUAUGAUUAAUGGCUUCUCAGCAAGCCAGAAUAUGGAGAGACAGCCUAAAGUUGGUUGGCUUGGAAGCAGUUAACCAUAGUUUGUUGGUUUGAAUGUAAGGAGAAGCUAUGGUUAACUGUUGCAUGUACCCAUUGUAGCUUUGGGGACCUAAACAAAGCUUUCCUGAAAAAGCAACUUCUCCCAUUCAUCCUAGAUCUCUGUGAGGAUGAAGGUAGCCAAGAGGUUAUGCCUCAGUUUGAGAAUAAUGUUCUCAGGGCUAACGGUGAUGGGAUCUGUCUUGCCAAUGUGGAGAAGAUUUUUAUUUUUAUUUAAUUUUAUUUUAUUUAUAACUUGUUCUGAACCACAAAUGAACAGUCAGAAUCCCAGCAGGGAUCUUGCCCUCCCAUGUUCCCACACUGUAAGAUUUAUACACAGUUUCAGUGUGCAUAAGACAAUGUUCAUGCAUAUGACUUCUCCUACUGUACCAGAAGUUGUCCCUGGAGGGUGAAUGCCUGACAGACCUGCAAGAACAUAUGCAAAGAAGAUUUUUCAAGAAGACACAAAUACCCCCAAGUUUGGUGCAUUCCUUGCCAUAAAAAUGUGAGCAAAUUUAUGUGUGAGUAGCUCUCAUUAACCUCAGUGAGACUUAGCUGCUCCCUUUGGGCUGUGGGAUAUUUUGCUGCAAGAGUUGCAAACUUCCAUAUGCAUACAGCUUCUGCCCCAUGAAUCUGGUAUGCAGAAGAAAAAUAUUUUGGCUCUUCCUGGUGGGAACUCCUUGCACUAAAUGCAAUCUGAAAAUACUGCCGUUUCUGAGAGAGAGAGCAGUGUUUUGCUGUGGUACAAGAGAAUGAGAAAUUAGGAAAUGGGUUUGGCUGUCCACUUGUCUACUGCCAUCUCUUUUAACCUUUUCAGGAAGCACCAAUGUGGGAGAGCAGCUCCCCACAGGACAGCUGUCUGUUGUUCCUUGGCGAAGAACCGGUGUGAAGUACACCAACAACGAGGCCUAUUUUGAUGUGAUUGAGGAGAUAGAUGCCAUCAUUGACAAAUCAGGUACAAAGAUCUGUAUUCACAUGGCAUCGCCUCUAGGCAGCAGUGUCCUUGCCUCAAUGAACAGAAGCAGCAGCAUUUGGGGCCAAAGGAAGACACAUUUCAAUGCAUUCCCCUCCUCUUGUUCAUUUCAUUUCCCUCGUCAGUGAUGGUGUUUGCAUGCUUCUUUUCAGAUGUAACUUACAAAGUGAUCUACCAUUUUGAAAAGUCUCGACUACUGUUAAGCAUAAUCAGUGUCCAAAGUGAUUUCCCCGGGUUUCCUGGCCUCCUUUGUGACCCACUUGGGUUUUAUUUCCCAUGGCAGGUUCCACGAUUACGGCUGAAAUCCAAGGGGUGAUUGAUGCUUGCGUGAAAUUAACUGGGAUGCCAGACCUUACCCUCUCCUUUAUGGUAAAGUUUGAGAGGAAGGACCUCUUGCUUGCUUUUUUCAUGCUCUGAGUAGACCUACUUGAAUUAAGGAUCAUCACAAGCUUAUGGUACCCUCCGUAUUUCCUUUCUGUUGUGCCUUCAUGAUUAUUUGCACCCAUGAUGUUGAUGGGGCAGUUAUAGGCUAUCCCACUUGCUAUACUGCUUGUGCCUGCAAAACUUUUGGGGCAGACACCCUGCUUCAUUUCCAAUCCAUGCAUGUCUUGUAACUUUCUGCUGAAAUCUUGUAUUUUUUUAUACUGUAAAUAUUCUGUUUGUUUUUUGUCCUUCUUUUAUUGCGCUAUAGUGCAAUAAUGGCCCACCAGGCAGCAGUGAUGUGGUCGCAUUGGGCAAAGAUUGCAGAACAAAUGAAGUGGAAUGGCGUGGGUGGGUGGUCCAUUAAUCCCAAUGGUUCCAGUUUAAUUGGAUACAACUCUGUGCUGCUGUUCCGUAUAAAAAUGUCAGGGUGGCAUAUGUAAUAUAGUAGAACAGUUGGUGUAUAGAAACAUUCACAUGCCAGAUAGUAAAAAAGCAGGAGGAGCCAAGCAGGAAAAUUGCUGCCUACAGCGAUGCUCAGGCAAUUUUUAAAAUUAUUUGCCUAGCAACAGUACAGCAUCAAAGUCAGCACCAAGCAAGCACCCCUAGGGAAGGCAUUCCAUAUCUGGCUAUAUGGAGCCUCACAACAGAGAAAGAUCUUUUUCCUGCUCUCUCUCUGCCUCGCUUCAGAUGUCAGGGAAGCCUGGAAGAUGGCCAUCAAGCCCGAUGGGGCUUGUGUGGUCCUUCAUCACUUGAUGACUGUUGAGGUCCAGGCAUUCAAGUGGGGCUUGUCCUGCAGACCCGCCAAGGUUCCCUGGGGGAAGAUGCCAGAGGAACUGGCUGGUGUGGGUGGAAGGCACUGCAGAAUGUUGUGAUGGGAAGCAGGGUUUAAACUAGGGGUGGGGGACACUUUUUCAGCUGAAGGGCCAUAUUUCCUUCUGGGCAACCCCUUUGGGGCCACAUGACAGUGGUGCAUGGAGACAGAGGCAAAAGCAAGCAGAGCAACAAACCUUUGUCUAGUAGGCUAGUUUCUACACAUGCUCAUCUCUCCUCCAUCCAGACAAGCAAGAGUCACUACCAAAGUUCAAGGACACCUAUCCAAGCGAAAGCACCCAAGGAGGGUCCAAUGCUUGGCCGGGGAGGGUGUGUGACCUGGGGAGAGUCCCAACGGCCCAGCCCUCAGUUAGACCUCUGAAAUGGGUAUUGGGAAUACAUCAGGAACUGUGGGGAAGAGACAGGCAGCAGAAAAGACAACCCACUGAUUUCAGGAGAGAGAACAGUCUGGUUAGAAAUCUCUGCUAUCUUUAUCUUGCUUGCAUUAGAAUCCCAGGUUGCUGGACGACGUCAGCUUCCACCCAUGUGUGCGUUUCAAGCGUUGGGAAUCAGAACGUAUCCUCUCCUUCAUUCCUCCAGAUGGGAACUUCCGUCUGCUGUCAUAUCAUGUCAGCGCUCAGAAGUAAGGAGUGGGGUUGGGAGCAAUCAUUGGCUCCCAAGGUCCAGGAUCUUUCCCUAAACACUUGGUUUGAAAAGGAAUCCCUCGUGGUGACAUUGUGCCUCUCCCCCACCCAGGGGAACUGCCACCCUCUUAUUGGCUCCAUUCCCUUUUUGAUUUUAUUUUUAUUUCUCUUCUCUUCAUUGCCCACCCUUCAUCAUCAAGUCCCAGGGCGGGUUACAACAACUUAAAAUUCUGAAUUAAAAACAGAACAUACUACAUUCACAAGAAUACGGUAUGUCCUGAAAACACACAUCUCAGGCGUCUAAGGGUAAAGAGGUAUGUCUCCAGCAUUUGCCGAAAGCUACGUAGCAAAGAAGCCAGUCUGUAAGGAAGGAGGCAAGGUUUUAAAUAUAUAUAUAUAUACUUGAGGCCUGAGUUUAGGGUUUUAAACAUGAACAUGGGCACCUUGAAUUGGGCCCAGAAACAGAUCAGCAACUGUGGGGCAUGAAGUCAACCUUGGCUUGGAAGGUGCCACAAGGAACCUGCAACGAAAUGUUACAGCAUGGUGUAUUGCUGUUCAGGAUACUCUGCUUUGUUCCUCAUCCUCAGCAGUCAGUCCGUAUUCAGUGGUCACUGCAGACACUCAGUCCCGGAGGUUUUUGUUUUUGCUCCAUAAGCAGUGACAUCCCUGAAUGCUGGAAAUAGAGGGAGUGAUGAAACGGGAUAUUGCAGACCCUUUGCUAAAACUGAGCACAGAAAGAGCAGAAUUAAGACAAAGGAGCAGCUCCUUUGUCCUGGAUCAGCGGGAAGACUAGAUGCUAGGGGUGUGCACAGAUGGACCCCACCUCCCCCCCAGUGACCUUCAGAAGUGCCAUUUGCCAUAGUCAGACUGGCUCUUGAAAAAUCAAGAUGACAAAGCUAAUCUGCUCUAUAGUAGAGCUGAAACAAAACCUUACACAAACUAAAAAUGUUGCCAUUGCCAUUCAGUGUUGAGAGUUGCUUUUGGGAUGUAACAGUACUCAUGGAUUUUAAGGUGAUGAUGCUUAGGGACUGACUGACUGACUGACUGACUGACUAAAAUCUAUAAAUCUGAAAGUAGUUGUCAUUGGCAAUGCUGACAAUGUAAAUUCAAAGUUUUGCAAGCCAAAUUUAAAAAGGAAAAAAGCACUUAGGAGCCACCAUCCCUCCCCCAAAUUUGUUUCAGAUCUACAGUGCAUCUUUGGCUCCACAAAAAUCCUUGUCCUCCUACACAGGACCGGGCAGGUUAGGGCAGCUUUCUCCAACCUGGUGCCCUGCUCCAGAUGCUUUUAAUUGCAAUUCCCAUCAUCGUUGGCCAGCACAGUGGGGCGGCGGGGGGGGGGUGAGGUGGCAGUUUGGACCACAGUGCCGAAACGUGACUCCCCUACUAGCUAGGCUUGAUGAGAGUUGUAUUCCAAAACAUACGGAGCAGGACACCAGGUUGGGGGGAGCUGGUUUUUACUGCUGCUGCUGCUGCAAUGGUGUCUCCUCUGUUCCAGCUUGGUGUCCAUCCCUGUUUAUGUGAAGCACAACAUCAGUUUCCGGGACAGCAACUCCUUGGGCCGCUUUGAGAUCACCGUGGGUCCCAAGCAGACAAUGGGGAAGAGCGUGGAGGGGGUGAUGGUCACCAGCCAGAUGCCCAAAGGAGUCUUAAACAUGACCCUCACGCCUUCGCAGGGGGCGCACACAUUUGAUCCUGUCACAAAGGUGAGAAGGGAGGUGGGACUGGGGCAGCUAAGUCUGGUUCUUGAACAAUUUCUCUCGUCUUCCAGGAAGAGAGGAGAUGAGAGCCCCUUGACCCAUUUAGAUGCUUUUCGGCAUCUUUUCAAAGUAGGGCAAUUAGAGUGGCACAAUUUCUGCAUGCAGUUCUCCAGCCAAAUAAUGUGUACAGAAAUAUAUACUAAACUGUGCAUAAAAACACGUGUAUUAGUGAAAACAACUUACAAUAAUGCAUUGUAUUACAGGAAAUUGCUUGUGAAAUUGUGUAUAUUACUAAAAAUAGUAUACCAAAAUGUGUUCACUAGGAGAAAUUAGCACUAAAAUGCUGGUGAAUUUUCAGGAGGAUUAAAAAAUAAUAAUCCACAAGUUGCUACAGAAAUUUGGAGUACAGAUAUUAUGACUGAAAAAAUGAGAACCUGAGAUCCAUUCCUACUUGCCACACAAUGUUCUUUCUUUCUUUGGCGAUCACUUGUAGCAGAGUAAGAUGGUCUUCCACAAACAGAGUUUUAGCAAUGAGUCCGUAAGUGACUGUGGAGGCCAAUUCUGGAUCCACCCAUCCUUCCACAGUGGGGACAUUGGUUUCCGGGUGGGAGUUGAUCAUGGUGUGGAUUUGCCAAGCGGGCCUUCUUCUUAGCACAUUUCUCCCUUGCGUCCUGAGUUCGAGUGUCUUCAAAGCCAAGACACUCGAAGACAGGGCACACAAUGUGCAUAUGCACUGAUAUAUUAAAACCAAGUUAAAAACAAUUUGCAGUCACCAAGGCAGUCAAGUGAGUAGAGUGGAACUGGAGAUGGCAGCAAUAGGAAUGACCAGUUUGCUUUAAGAGAGGAAAGGUCUUGGUCAGCCCACUAGAGGUGUCCAGUGAGCAAACCAUGAAUUCCCCAGGGAGGGCACCACUGCUUAGAAGCCCCUGUUCUGUUUCCUCCCUUUGCCCUCCCCACCCUCUGAUUCCAAAGGCAGCAGCACCCUGGGAAGGGUGUCUUGGAUGAUUAACUAAAGCUUCCUAUCCACACUUAGGUCCUCUGAAUAGAGCAAGAACUUGCUUCUGAAUAAGCACACAAGAGGGUUGAGAUGUAAACUCAAAUUGAUUCACAGUGCAUUAGUUGCAGAUUGGUCUGUAUGUCUGAGGUCAAGGCAGAGGCAUAUUCUGAUACCCUUCCUUCCUGUGUGUCAGCACUGCAAGUCCUACACUUUCCAGGCCCCAAACCUUAUUUUAUUUAUUCAUUUAUUACCUUUAUAUCGUAACUUCCCUUCAAGGAACUCAAGGUGAUACACUUUUUUUCUCCUCCCCGUUUUAUUUUCACAACAACCUUGUGAGGUAGGUUAGGCUGAGAGUGAGCGACUGUCCCCAGGUCACCCAGCGAGCUUUCUGGCCGAGUGGGGAUUUGAACCCUGGUCUCCCCCAGGUCCUAGUCCAACUCUCCAGCCACGACAUCACACUGGCUUUCAACCUUCCUCUGUCUUACUGACUCCAAGCUCUGUGGUUGCCUGUCUUCUGUUUCUCCUGUGAAGCUGCUGUCUUGGGAUGUGGGGAAGAUCAACCCCCAAAAGCUGCCCAAUCUGAAGGGGACCAUGAGCCUCCAGGCAGGAGCCUCCAAGCCGGACGAGAACCCCACCAUCAACCUGCAGUUCAAAAUCCAGCAGCUGGCCAUUUCCGGUAUGUGGGCAGAGAGUUCAGUGACACUCCGCUUUUUUAAACUUACUCACUUCCUUUUGAAACAUUUCUCUCUCAGUUGACCCAAUUAGGAUAAAGCAAAGCAGACGACAGCAGAGGAUGGUGGGCCUGCAAGGCAAUUUAACAGCCUGUUGCUGACGCAAAAGCCACCCUUAUUCCAUCUUAAUGGUUGCUUUGAGCUGCCUUGAAAAGCUCCCACUCUGUUGGGCAAAUAGGUGGGGCGAUUAGUGUUUUAAUGAAUGCCCAGUGUCCCCUUUGCCAGUUUCUUAAAAGAGGCACCUGACCAAAGCAGGUCUUCCUAGGCCAAACGUUCUCUAUCCUGGACGCCAUCCUUGAGAAUCCCCUUUCUUCUGUCAUGCCCUAUUAGUCUGGUGCCUGGAGGAGCUCACGCAUCCAGGCCGGUCAGCUGGCUCAGUGGCACGGAGCGUGCCCAGUGAGUGACUUGCUACGAGAAGGUUGGGAGUGAACGGAGGCCUCUUUAGCCUCUGCCUUCCGUCCUGCCUCUUCUGGCUCCACGUCCUUUGGGGAAGCAGCCUCUGGCCUGAAGAUGGCCACUUCUCCUGGGCGCUGUGGUCUCCUGCCUCCUGCGGUCCCUGGCCAGGUCAUUUGGGAGGGGCAGGCACUUGGUUCCUCGAGCUCAGGGGAAGCAUCUCGGCUCUGGUUCUCUGACCCCUGGUGUUGUGGGAGCUGGGCUCAGAGAUUCUCUUACUACCUGUGUCAAGCUUGGAGCCAGGAACCUGAUCUGGCUCCUUAACUGAAGGCUGUAGCCUCUGACUUGGUAUCCUGGUCGUUGCUGGACUCUGUUCUGGGGCACUUAGCCACUCACCUAACAUCUAUUAGUUUAUUAAACUUCUUAAUGACAUUAUCUUGCCCAAGGCAACCCAAAGCGACUUAACAACCCACUCACCCACCCCACAGAGAUACACUAAAACCAGGGGAGGGGAUACAUUAAAAACAUCCCACCCCCUUCUAAAAGGCCACAGAUAGUUAAAGGCCGAAGUCCUGGUUACAGAGGAUUUUUUUUGCCUGGUGCCUAAAGACAGGGAUGUACAAAGCAGCAAUCUUACUGCUACAGGGGGACAUGUGAAAGAAACUAUAUGGCUCAGUGGACUGCAGCAGACAAUUAGUCCCCUCCUUUGCUCCUUCCCAUCUCUAGCAUAAUAGGUUUCAUGAAGAUUAAGCAGUUCUGUGCAUAUGUGCCUAACAGUCGCAACAUCCUAAGGGGCUAAGAGGAGCCCACUGGAUCAGGCCAGUGGCCCAUCUAGUCCCACACUCUGUUCUCACGGUGGCCAACCAGAUGCCCUGCGAAGUGCGCAAGCCGGCCCUGAGUGCAAGAGCACUCUCCUCACCUGUGGUUCCCAGAAAUGGGCACUCGGGUCUUCUGCCUCCGUCAGUGGAGGCAGAACAGAGCCGCCAUGUCUGGUCUUCCCCAGUUGCUCUCCCCCAACCUCUCUCCUUACCUUUUCCGCCCUCCUAGGUUUGAAAGUGAAUCGCCUGGACAUGUAUGGAGAGAAAUACAAGCCUUUCAAAGGGAUCAAAUACAUGACCAAAGCUGGGAAGUUCCAAGUGAGAACAUAA
This is a messenger RNA of Podarcis lilfordi (Lilford's wall lizard), 11457 nucleotides long. The record is from the annotation of a GenBank genome assembly. NCBI's taxonomy places the organism in Eukaryota, Metazoa, Chordata, Lepidosauria, Squamata, Lacertidae.